GACUUUGGGCCAAUGUAAAUUUAGUAGGAAGUUAUAUAUAUAUUUGGCUGUCUCGUCGUUAGCCUGGUCCAACAAGAUACUUGGCCCAAAAGUAGCUCCACGCCUUGGAUUUGUGACACAUAUACAAGUAGGCCUACUAUGUAAAAGUAGGGAUUGUUUUGUCAGCGUUUAUGGAAGUUCGUUGACUCUUCGAUUUUUCUCCUUUGUUUCCAUGAUGUGGGAUUUACUGCUGCCCUGCGGGCUAGCCCUUGCUGUGUUGCUUGCUGUUCUGUUUGCCUUUGCUGAUACAGACUUCCUUCUUGCAUUAUAUGAAAAAUUUGGAAAAGAUUGUGGAAGCUUAUCAGGCAAGGUGGUAUGGAUUACAGGAGCAUCGAGCGGCAUAGGAGAACACAUAGCCUAUUGCCUGGCAAAAUCUGGCUGUCGACUUGUUCUGACUGCUCGCAGAGUGGAAGAGUUGGAGAGGGUAAAACAAGCCUGUAUAAGUCAGGGACCAAACAGUGCUGCUCUGGAGAAAAACAUUCUGGUUUUGCCAUUAGAUGUGGUCCAUUUUCAUAAACACCGGGAGGCAGUGCAGACAGUGUUGGAACAUUUUGGUCAGAUCGACAUCCUGGUGAAUAACGCCGCCCGUGGUCAGUUUGCCGAGUGGAUCAAGGUAGAACUUGACGUGGACCGAGAACUGUUUGAGACCAACGUUCUUGGACCAGUCUCUCUGUCUCAGGAGGUUGUGCCACACAUGAUCAAACGUGGAGGGGGACAAAUCGUCGUUACCAGCAGUAUGGCCGGGAAAAUGGGUCUCCCAGGGGCCAGAUCUUACACAGGAAGCAAGCACGCCAUACAUGGAUACUUUGAAAGUUUGCGCACUGAAAUGGCAGGGAAAAAUAUUGAGGUGACGCUGAUCUGCCCCGGUCCGACGUUCUCUCAGCUCUAUCUGACGGCAGCCACCGAGAGGUUGGGAGAGACUCUGGGCCUUCGAAUGGAGAAGACACAAAAAAGGAUGAGCACAAGUCGAUGCGCCUAUCUGUCAUGUGUGGCCAUGGCCAACCAGGUAUCAGAGGCCUGGAUCAUGCAACAGCCCGUUCUGCUGACCGCUUACAUCAUACAGUAUGCCCCUGUCUUGGGAAGAUGGUUGUUGAAAAAGUUUGGACCCAAGCAGGUACAGAAGAUCCGAGAAGGCAAGUGAAACACAGCAAGGCUGACAGCUGCUCGGCCAUGUUAGAUGUUUUUUCUCAGUGAUGAAUUUCAUCAAAGUGUUAUAAUCAUCCCAGUGAAUGGUCUGAAUUGCUAGGGCCAUCUCCCACACUCACUCACAAAUUGCCUACAUAAAAUACUUACCUCACUUUUAUACAAAAAUGUCAUAAUGUUGUGUAGGGUAAAUUUUGACUUGUAUUUUUUUUCUUUUAUCUGCUUCUUCUUUUAUCUGAUGCCUGGAAUGCAGUGGACAGUGGAGUCUACUUAAAUUUGACCACAGUUAAUCCAAAAACAGUGGUUCAUCAGAUUGAAAUAAAAUCAUUGAUGUUGUUUUCUUCUAUUUGAGCAACUUCUCUGAAUCAAAAUUGUGUAUUUUGACUUUCUUCAUUGGUUUAUUACAGUAAUAUCAACCUGUGAUACUCUAAAGGUGUAGUAUGUGAAUUUUAUGUGUGUUGAUAUAAUAUAAAAUGACAAGGAAAAAGCCUCCUGGCUUGACACAGUU
Messenger RNA from Aplysia californica (California sea hare), 1690 nucleotides. RefSeq names its product dehydrogenase/reductase SDR family member 7. Bases 212 to 1180 code for a protein of 322 amino acids. The record is from RefSeq and is a predicted model, not a curated record. Gene Ontology annotation, molecular function: oxidoreductase activity. The transcript is spliced from 9 exons. Lineage: Eukaryota; Metazoa; Mollusca; Gastropoda; Aplysiida; Aplysiidae.